Molecule: messenger RNA, 1259 nt
Organism: Balaenoptera ricei (Rice's whale)
Lineage: Eukaryota; Metazoa; Chordata; Mammalia; Artiodactyla; Balaenopteridae
Product: large ribosomal subunit protein eL15-like
Exons: 1
Coding region: 31-642 (203 amino acids)
Biological process (GO): cytoplasmic translation
Cellular component (GO): cytosolic large ribosomal subunit; ribosome
Molecular function (GO): structural constituent of ribosome; RNA binding
Source: RefSeq, a predicted model, not a curated record
CGUUUGGCGGCAGCCAGCAGGUGAGCCGAGAUGGGCGCUUACAAGUACAUCCAGGAGCUGCGGAGGAAGCAGUCGGACGUGAUGCGCUUUCUGCUCAGGGUGCGCUGCUGGCAGUACCGCCAGCUCUCGGCGCUGCACCGGGCCCCGCGCCCCACCCGGCCCGACAAGGCGCGCAGGCUGGGCUACAAGGCCAAGCAAGGUUAUGUGAUAUACCGGGUUCGCGUGCACCGCGGUGGCCGCAAACGCCCGGUCCCGAAGGGCGCCACCUACGGCAAGCCCGUCCACCAUGGUGUCAACCAGCUCAAGUUUGCCCGGAGCCUGCAGUCUUUUGCCGAGGAGCGAGCGGGACGCCACUGUGGGGCCCUGAGGGUCCUGAAUUCUUACUGGGUGGGUGAAGAUUCUACAUACAAGUUUUUUGAGGUUAUCCUCAUCGAUCCCUUCCGUAAAGCUAUCAGAAGAAACCCUGACACCCGGUGGAUCACCAAACCAGUCCACAAGCACAGGGAGAUGCGGGGCCUGACGUCUGCAGGCAGGAAGAGCCGCGGCCUCGGCAAGGGCCACAAGUUCCACCACACGAUCGGUGGUUCUCGCCGCGCAGCCUGGAGAAGGCGCAAUACUCUCCAGCUCCACCGCUACCGCUAAUAUAAGUAAUGUUUGUAAAAAUUCUUACCUAAUAAACAAUUUAGGACAGCCACGUCUGCUUAAAAGUGUUUUUAAAUCUGUCUGUUAAAACUAGUUGUCUGCAGAUUGCUUCAUUGAAUGCAUUGUCAAAUUCUGAAAGUUAAAGUGCAAUAAUGUUUGAAGAUUUUAAGUGAUGGUGUAUCUUGUUUCUAAUAAGGGAAAUGUCUUUGUUUUUGCUUUAUUAGGCAGUUGAUAUGUCCGUGUUUAAAAUGCUGUCUGGUAACAAUAGGUGUAAAAUUCUGUAAAAGAGGAGCGCAGAAACUAGCCAUGUAGAUUCGUUGGUGCAUGUGAUGAAACCUACAGCUUUAUUGGGGUGAUACAAUGCUCUGCUGGUUUACUCUAGAGUGGCUGUUUUAUGGAGUUUGACAAGGACAAACUUUAAAUUGGGUUUUCCUUGGAAAUGUGAAGGAUGUCGUGAUCCUUUAUCAUGAUCAUAAUGCCGAAAAAUAAAGUUGACUAGGGCCCACGUUUUUAGACUUAAUCUGCUAUUCCAUAUAUGUAACUGCUGCUGCCAAAAGGCGGAAAGUAAAGGAAUGCCACCAUUUUUUAAGAGAAUUGAAUAAACCUGUUGCAAGAUG